Molecule: messenger RNA, 1141 nt
Organism: Sesamum indicum (sesame)
Lineage: Eukaryota; Viridiplantae; Streptophyta; Magnoliopsida; Lamiales; Pedaliaceae
Product: Peroxidase family protein
Biological process (GO): response to oxidative stress; hydrogen peroxide catabolic process
Molecular function (GO): heme binding; peroxidase activity
Source: RefSeq, a predicted model, not a curated record
CGGAACCAUCUAAGGAUAGGUGUAUCUAUAAAGCCCAAUUCAGGUUCUGAAGGUCAUCACCAUAUACACUGCAGAACCAAAUUGACUACAGAGAGUGGAUGAUGAGGAAUAUGGAUCUGGAAAUGGUUGCAGUACUUUUGUUGCUGGCUUUCAGUUUUCAUGGUGAAGCAGGCGUAGGAUCAUCGGGCCUAUCUUUCAAUUUCUACGAUGAAUCUUGCCCACAACUGGAGAAUAUCGUCCGAGCAGGAGUUGGAUCUCUUUUUCUCGCUGAUCCUACCACCCCUGCUGCACUUCUAAGGCUCAUGUUCCAUGACUGCCAAGUUCAGGGCUGUGAUGCCUCCAUCCUUCUUGAUCCAGAUGCUGAAAAAACACACUACUCGGAGAUAACAUCAUCUAAAAAUUUCGGGAUUCGAAAGAGGAACUCUAUCAGCUUAAUAAAAUCAAUUGUGGAAGCUGUUUGCCCCGGACAGGUUUCAUGUGCGGACAUCCUAGUACUUUCUGCACGCGAAGGGGUUGCCCUGUCUGGAGGACCAGGAAUCAGUGUCCCUUUAGGCCGCAGGGAUUCUUCCAACCCUCCAGACUUUAGAUUGGCUGAUACUUUAAUUCCUCCAGCAGAUAUUGGAGUUGAUGGCGUGCUCCAACUUUUCUCAGAAAACGGCAUGACAGUUGAAGAAACCGUUGCCAUUUUAGGGGCACAUACCCUCGGAAUAACCCACUGUUUGAGCCUUGAGAGCCGUACAAAUGCAACGAAUCCAGCAUUUGCAAAUACACUGAAAAUGAGUUGCCGUCUGCCUCUCGGCUUUGUGCAAAACGACCUCACACCACUACUCUUCGACAAUCACUACUUUGUGAAUUCUAUGAGUGGCGGAGGAGUGUUGAGAAUUGACGCAGAAAUGGCUUUGGACUCGCGAACCAGAGCGUUGGUGCACAAGUUUGCUGAUGACGAGGAGGCGUUUUUCCGGGCUUUUUCGUCGGCUUUUGUUAAGCUAUCGUCUUCUAAUGUUCUUACAGGGAAUGAAGGUGUGAUUAGGAGUAACUGUAAGGCAGCGUACUGAGAGGAAUUGAAGAGAUAGAACAUGCAUUAAUUGAAGCAACUCCGAUCCAACGCCACUUAAUAACUUUUCUAAUAAUCAUCUCAUAA